Molecule: messenger RNA, 1545 nt
Organism: Danio aesculapii
Lineage: Eukaryota; Metazoa; Chordata; Actinopteri; Cypriniformes; Danionidae
Product: E3 ubiquitin-protein ligase TRIM41-like
Exons: 5
Coding region: 1-1545 (514 amino acids)
Molecular function (GO): protein binding; zinc ion binding
Source: RefSeq, a predicted model, not a curated record
AUGGACGCUCCAGAAGAAGAUCUGAAAUGCCCUGUUUGUGUAGAUGUCUUCACAGACCCUGUAUGCCUCCCAUGCGGGCACAACUUCUGCCAAACCUGCAUCCAAGCGGUCUGGAACAUGGAUGAGCCCAAAACAUCCACAGAAGAGCCGAUUUUCUGUCCAGAAUGUCAGAUCCUGCUUCCUCCAGACCUGGAGCUUCAGAUCAACUCAGAUCUUCAGCGGAAAGUUCAGGAUGUUUUUGCAGAAGCAUCUCCACAGGAAAGAUCACCCUCUAUUAUUAUGUGUGAUCAUUGUAUUGGGAAGACGGAGGUGGCUGUGAAAAGCUGUCUCACCUGUGACGCCUCUCUGUGCUCUGCUCAUACACUCCUGCACCAGCAGAGACAGGCGUUAAGAAGACACUCUCUUAUUGAAGUAACAGUAGACUGGAUUUCCUUUAAGUGUAAGGAGCAUGAGGAGGAGCUCAAACUCUUCUGCCGGGAGGACCAGGUUGCAGUUUGUUGUAUGUGCAUUGCUGCUGGGUCGCAUAAAAACCAUGAAGCUGUUACACUGCAGGAGGCAUGCUUAGAAAACAAGAAGGUGCUGAAGACAAACAGAUCAGUUCUUCUACAGAGGAAACAUUUAACUGAGUCUGCGUUGCAAGAUUUGGAGCCGUUAUUUUCAGAAGUGUCGGUGGGUAUUCAUAAAAAUGCAGACGCAUACAGACUCAAAAUAGCGGAGAAAUACAGCCAAAUAAAAACCCUGAUUGAGGAGGACCAGCAGCUGAUGUUGAACAUUCUGGAUACAGAAGAGUUUUACAGCACCAAGUGGCUGAGAUGGCAGAGGGAGUCACUGGAGGGUCAGGUGGAAUUGCCACUUGUGUCUGUGAAAGAGCAAGAGCACAGCGCUAUGGAAAAGAUGAAGACAGCUGAAAAGCUCAUUGAUAACCUACAGGAAGUUGUCUUUCAGAACACUCAGCGGCUGUGGUCUAGUCUCAGAUCAGUGAGUUUACACCCAGAGACUGCACACCCUGAGUUAGAGGUUUCAGGAGACCAGCUGGAGGUUCACUGGAGUAAGAAAACAACCCCCAAGCGGAGACAGAAAGCAAACAUCUGCUCUCAGUACAGCGUACGGGCCAAAGAGAGAUUCUCCUCCGGCCUCCACUACUGGGAAGUGGCUGUCUGGAGGAAACCCUAUUGGCUGAUUGGUCUGUCAUACGGGCCAGCCCCUGGAGAUCAGGAGUUAGAGCACUGCAGUGGAGACUUUAAUAAUGCGUUCUGCUACAUCUAUCAUGGUAAUGGAAGAUAUCUCAUUAGUCAGGACUCAAAUGAACAGCCACUGGCAGUAAGGAAAACCAUCCACAAACUUGGAGUAAGGGUAGAUGUCCAGAAAGGAGACGUGGCUUUCUAUGAUGCAGAUACUUUGGAUUUGCUCCACUCAUUCUGUGUUGAACUUUUGGCCCCAGUUUAUCCUGUUUUUAAUCCUUGUAUUGACAUAAAUGGCCAAAACAGCCAGCCCCUUGCUGUUGUCCACCUAAAAAACAAAAUUAGUCCUCAAAGCACCUCUUAA